Molecule: messenger RNA, 6026 nt
Organism: Anolis carolinensis (green anole)
Lineage: Eukaryota; Metazoa; Chordata; Lepidosauria; Squamata; Anolidae
Product: oocyte zinc finger protein XlCOF6-like
Exons: 3
Coding region: 418-3051 (877 amino acids)
Biological process (GO): regulation of transcription by RNA polymerase II
Molecular function (GO): RNA polymerase II cis-regulatory region sequence-specific DNA binding; DNA-binding transcription factor activity, RNA polymerase II-specific
Source: RefSeq, a predicted model, not a curated record
UUUUUCUGUCAAAUUUGUUGUAUAACAUGACGUUUUGGUGCUUAAUUUGUAAAAUCAGAACCUAAUUUGAUGUUUAAUAGGCUUUUCCUUAAUCCCUCCUUAUUAUCCAAGAUAUUCGCUUAUCCAAGCUUCUGCCGGCCUGUUUAGCUUGGAUAAGUGAGACUCUACUGUAUUUCCAAACUUGCAAUCCACUAGCAGAAAUAUGAGCCAAAACAGCGGCUCCCUGAUACACUACAUUUAUUACAACAUGCUACAUUAAAUGCUAAUUAUAAGGUGGCCAAUUGCUAUAUUAACACUUGCCUCCAACAGACAAAGAGUUCUUUCUUUUUCCCACCCUGGACAUCAUUCCACAGAUAUAUAAACCCCACUUGCCUAGUUUCCAACAGACCUCACAACCUCUGAGGGUGCCUGCCAUAGAUGCGGGCGAAACGUCAGGAGAGAAUGCUUCUGGGACAUUGGCCACACAGCCUGGACAACUCACAGCAGCUCAAUUCUCCCUCCCUCCUCCUCUCCCUUUCUCUCCACCCUUUUCUCCACCCUCUUCUUCUUCUUCCCACCCACUUUCCCACGCUUCCCUUUCCGGAAACGGGAAAGCAAGCCAGCCACUUUGUAUUUAUCUCCUUUCCACGGUCGGGAUAUUGCACGAAUAAGCCCCUGGUCUUCUUGGUGGAGAGGAAUUACAUCUCGGAGAGGAAUUUCAUCCCUCCAGAGAGAAGGAGGAGGCGGAUUCUUGGAUCCAGACCAGAGAACUUCGACAAAGAAGUCGAGAUGGAGGGCGAUGGGGACUCUCUGGCAGGUAACGAGCAAAACAGACCGGAUGAUUUGGAGGCAGCUCUGCCGUCAACAGAACUGAGCAAACAAAAAGCGGGAAAAGAGACUUUGGGGUGUCAAAAGAGAGGGACAAGUAACAAAAGAGACCAAACAAAGAAAAGAACGAAGAAAUCUUUUUCUUCUGAGGAGUCCAACACCCGUGAACUCCUGAAUGUCCAGGAACUUCUGAAAGAUGAAGGAGUAGAAAAGUGUCAUAUCUCUGGGGAAAGUUUCCAAGAUAAAUGUAAAGUAAAUACACGUUACGAAAUCCACACAAGGGGAAAACAACACAAAUGCAUGGAAUGUGGAAGGAGCUUCACUCGGCAUGCCUUACUCCAUUUGCAUCAAAGAGCUCACACAGCAGAGAAAUUAUAUAAAUGCACAGAAGGUGGAAAAAACGAUAGUGGACAUUUGGAUUUACAUCAAAGAACCCUUAUAAGACAAAAAACAUAUUCCUGUGUUGAAUGUGGAAAGGGUUUCACUGCCAGCGGAAGCCUAAAAUCACACCAACGGAUCCACACAGGGGAGAAACCAUAUUCAUGCAUUGAAUGUGGAAAGGGUUUCAACACCAGCGGAAGUCUGAAAUCACAUCAGAGGACUCACACAGGGGAGAAACCAUAUUCAUGCCCGGAAUGUGGAAAGAGCUUCACUCAGAAGGCGGUUCUGAAUUCGCACCAAAGAAUCCACACCGGGGAGAAACCCUAUCAAUGCCCCGAAUGUGAGAAGAACUUCACUUAUAAGACAAGUCUGAUUUUACACCAAAGGACCCACACAGGAGAAAAGCCACACACGUGCACGGAAUGUGGAAAGAGCUUCAGCCAGAAAUCUGGACUGAAUUCACAUCAAAGGACACACACAAGAGAAAAGCCACACACGUGCAUGGAAUGUGGAAAGAGCUUCAAUCGGAGAGAACAAUUGCAAUUGCACCACAGAAUCCACACCGGGGAGAAGCCACAUGUAUGUAUCGAAUGUGGGAAAAGCUUCAGACAGAGAGGACAUUUACAGUUACAUCAAAGAAUCCACACCGGAGAGAAGCCAUAUGCGUGCAGGGAGUGUGGAAAAUGCUUCACUGACAACGGACGCCGUCGCUUGCACGAAAGAACCCACACAGGAGAGAAACCAUAUACAUGCGUGGAAUGUGGAAGGAACUUCAUCAAUAGUGGGCAUUUGGAUUUGCAUCAAAGAACUCACACAGGAGAAAAGCCAUACACGUGCACCGAAUGUGGGAAGGGCUUCGGCACCAGCGCGAGCCUCAAAUCACACCAAAGGAUCCACACAGGGGAGAAACCCCAUCAAUGCCUGGAAUGCGGGAAGGGCUUCACUCACAAGGCCGGUCUCAAUUCACAUCAGAGAACCCACGCCAGAGAAAACGCAUACACAUGCAUGGAAUGCGGAAAGACCUUUAACCACAAGACGAGCCUCUAUUCGCACCUAAGGACCCACACAAAAGAAAAGCCAUACACGUGCAUGGAAUGUGGAAAGAGUUUCAGCCGCGGCGAUAAUUUACAAAUACAUCAUAGGAUCCACACGGGAGAGAAGCCAUACAAAUGCAUGGAGUGUGGGAAGAGCUUCAGACAGAAGGUGCAGCUACAGAUACAUCAAAGAAUCCACACAGGGGAAAAGCCAUACGCGUGCAGGGAAUGCGGGAAACGUUUCCGGCAGAGUGGGUAUCUUCGUUUACAUGAAAGGAUCCACACAGGAGAGAAACCAUACACAUGCAUGGAGUGUGGGAAGAGUUUCAGUAACAGUGGGCAUUGCCGUUUGCACGAAAGAGCACACACGGGAGAGAAACCGUAUAAGUGCAUGGAGUGUGGGAAGAGCUUCGGUCUGAGCAGAACUCUUAAGUCACAUCAAAGAACUCACACAAAGGAGAAACCGUAUCAAUGUAUGGAAUGUGGAAAGAGCUUCGGUAGCAAUGCCAAUCUGUAUUCACAUAAAAGAACCCACACAGGGAAGAAACCCCAUAAAUGCAUGGAGUGUGGAAAGAGCUUCUCUUUUAGUGUGAAUUUACGUGUGCACCAAAGAACGCAUACAGGGGAAAAACCAUAUAAAUGUAUGGAAUGUGGAAAGAGCUUCCAUCGCUGUGGAGUUCUGCAAGCGCAUCAAAGAAUUCACACAGGAGAAAAACCAUACAUGUGCAUGGAAUGUGGAAAGAGUUUCAGUCGGAAUGAACACCUGCGAUUGCAUCAGAGAUCCCACACGGGAGAGAAACAAUCGUCAUCAUCAUUGACAAAAUUAUGAUCUGUCAUCUGCAAAAGGCCACCUUACUGGGAUCUGCGCGCAUCAUCCGAAAAUACAUCGCACAGUCCUAAACACUUGGAAAAUGUUUGACUUGUGAUUUUGUGAUACAAAAUCCAGCUUAUAUAUCUUGUUUGCUGUGCCAUACUAUGUCUUUGUGUCAAUAAUAAUAAUAAUAAUAAUAAUAAUAAUAAUAAUAAUAAUAACAAUAAUACUUUAUUUAUAUUCCACCCUAUCUCCCCCAAGGGAACUCAGGGCAAAUCACAGUACACAUACAUGGUAAACAUUCAAUGCCAUUUGGACAGACAGGACAGAACAGAACAGACAGGAGAUACGUGUUGUUGAAGGCUUUCAUGGCCGGGAUCACAGGGUUGUAUGUUUUCCGGGCUGUACGGCCAUGUUCCAGAAAUAUUCUCUCCUGACGUUUUGCCCACAUCUAUGGCAUACCUCACAACUCUGAGAAUGCCUGCCAUAGAUGUAGGCGAAAUGUCAGGAGAGAAUACUUCUGGAACAUGGCCGUACAGCCCGGAAAACAUACAACCACCCAGUCAGGAGAUAUUCUGUCUCAAAGUUCAGUUUUGAUGCCUUGGAGGUUGAGUUCAGAUUCAGUCACAGUAUGGUGCUGUUGCUCCAUUUUCUAUGACGAAGAGUAAUCAGGACUUCCUCCUUCCACCUUCCUUUUGGUCACCACAUUUCUGGUCUUGUUCUUUAUGGUAUUGUAAUAUACUUCCCCCACUAAUUAGUGGUACCUAAUUUCUCUACUUACAGCUCUAAGCUGUUUUUGAACUGCUUAGGUAAACGGUGAGUUGGGCUUGAUGGUCGAGUGCUCACCCUGACCGGGCUUCGAACUGGCCACCUUUUGGUUGGAAGAUCUUAUUACUGCUGGUGAUUUAUCAGCUGUGCUAAAGUCCACAUAGGGGAGCAGUCAUCUGCAUGCAUGGAAUGCAGAAAGAGCCUCAAUCGUAAUUAUCACCUGUGUUUACAUCAAAGAACCCACACAGAAGCCUUAUAAAUACAUGGAAUGUGUUAGCGAGUAUAGUGGAAUCCAGCAGCAUCCAGUUAACACCAUGUGCAAAAGACUCACACCAGGCGGAGGAAUUGAAAGAACAAAAGAACUUUACUCUUGCUUGUUGAGUUGAAAUAUAAAACAGUUCUGCAAUCGUACAAUGUCCAUGUAGUUGCAUAAGAUCAAUAGCAUCAGCAUUCUAUUUACAGCAUAGCAUAUUCAAACUGCUACUUGACCGUAGCUAGAGAGCUUCUCCAUUUCUGUGCUCUCCCUGCAAGCUCAGAUUACCAACUGACAAACCCAGCCAACUGCCAUCAAACCGAUACAUUGUUUUAGGCGUGGCUUGUCUCUCUGCAAAAAGUCAGCUCCCUUUUUGCAGAGAUCUUUUGCAAGCAACUUUGCAAGGAUUUCUUUACACACACACACACAUAGCAAUUUGGCACAAUAGAAUGUAGAAAUAUCAUGGCAGAAAGAGAGAACAGAACAUAGUAAGACACAGGGAGGUGUUAAAAAUUACUAAAGUACAAUUUAUACAUUUGAUAACACUGAGAACAUCUACAACAAAUACAUUAAAAAGGAAAUUCUUAGUUGUUUGACUGAUGUAAUCUAGCAAAACAAUUUAUUCUAUUUUCAGUUUAAAAGAAGGGACCGUGGUAGCGCAGUGGGUUAAACUGCUAGCUGAAGGAAAUCUGCUGACCAGAGAGUCGGCAGUUUGAAACCGCGAGUCAGGGUGAGCUCCCGCUUUUAGCCCUAGUAGCUUCGGCCAACCUAGCAGUUCGAAAGCAUGUAAUGCAAAUAAAUCAAUAGGUACAGCCUCGGCAAGAUGGUAAAAGGGCACCCCAUGCAGACAUGCCAGCAACACGAUCAGAGAUAUCUAUGGACAACAGGCUCCUUGGCAUAGAAAAAUCUGUUGCAGCCUUCUUGCGCCUUCACAGUUGUUGUAACAUGUACCAUGUUAUCUUCUGCCUGAUCGUCUGUUGACAUCUUCGGAUUGUGCUCAUUCUGGAACCUCCUGCGGAGUGCAUGACUCUGGUGGCUACACUCGCAGGUCCAUUGGAACACACAAGCCCCCUCACCACGACAAGGUGACGGACAAUCCAUUGAGGAGGGUCUACUAAGACUUCUAGAUCAAGCCAAGUGUCACUCAUCCUGAUCUUGCCCUCUAGGGUGUUAGCUACCCCUCGCAAUUUGGUGUCAUCUUCGAAUUUAACCAACAUGCCUUCUGUUCCGUCAUCCAGGUCACUGAUAAAGAUGUUGAAUAGCCCUGGGUCCAGCACAGAACAUCAAGAGAACUUGCACUCCAAACAGGCAAAUAAUGAUAUAGGCAAACCUGUGCAGUAUUGAUCCAAAAAUGAAUCGGAUAUCUGGAAUUUGAUUAUACUUAGCCAGUUCCAGAAAGUGUCCAACAGCGUACAUAUUUGCAAAUAGAACGUUACUUUAUGGUUUGUUUUGGCUUAUGUGUUAGAUCAGUGGUUCUCAACUUGUGGGUCUGCAGUUGUUUUGGCCUACCAGUUUACCAGCUGGGAGUUGAAGGCCAAAACGUCGGGGGACCCACAGGUUGAGAACCACUGUGUUAGAUGUUUGAUAUAGGAUUGUGAUUUUAUUGCCAUUCACUUGUAUCAAUCAGACAACCUUUGUGUCUUAAGCUUGGGCUUGUUAUGGUAGGAGAGAUGGAGGUUGUAACUAGAAAUCUUAUAAUUUUUUAGUGUUUGUUCCUUUAGAAAAUGUUGUGUACUCCAUUCUGACGUAGUUCCGGUAGUCAUUGUUUAAUGUGUUGUCGAAGGCUUUCAUAGCCGGGAUCACAGGGUUGUUGUAUGUUUUCUGGGCCGUAUGGCCAUGUUCCAGAAGUAUUCUCUCCUGAGGUUUCAUCGGUUUAAUCAGUGUCUUUUAUUCUUUUAGAAGCAUUUAUUGUUUUGCCUCAUUUUGUCUAUUCUUUCAAUAAAUUUUAAAUAAAUUUGCUUUCCUUUUCAAA